GGCACCGUUCCUUCAGUCGCAGCAGGAACAGGCAAUGCUCCUUCGAGGAAUGAAAAACCUAGGAUGGUUGCUCGUAUAGUAUCUGGCUCUGCAGCACCAUCGUCAUCGUCUUCGUCCAGGAGGCCAACCACGGACUCCUCAUCCAAUCAUGGUUCUAGUACAAGAACUUCUUCUACAACGACUUCGUCGACUUACUUCGCCGUUCUCUCUGAAGAUGCCACUCCGUUGCAGGGCUAUAAGACUGACACGCCACCUGUGUGGAAGUUGUCUGUGAUCGAUGCUCGAUAUCGUCGAGGACCGUUGAUGGCUAUAACCCUGCCACCAGUAGGAUCGGAGCACAUGUUUACUGUGCCAUCCAUGCCAAGACUCGGUUGGCUGGAUCGAAGAACGGGCUACUAUGGCUUGAGAU
Molecule: messenger RNA, 409 nt
Organism: Amoebophrya sp. A25
Lineage: Eukaryota; Dinophyceae; Syndiniales; Amoebophryaceae
Source: the annotation of a GenBank genome assembly